Molecule: messenger RNA, 804 nt
Organism: Microthlaspi erraticum
Lineage: Eukaryota; Viridiplantae; Streptophyta; Magnoliopsida; Brassicales; Brassicaceae
Source: the annotation of a GenBank genome assembly
AUGGCUUCACAAGGGACGAUACUAAAACUUGUAUCUUGGAGAGUCAAAGAUUGGGCUUCUUGUUUCUUGCCUUGCAAGAUUCCCUUAGACGUAGAUGAAGAUGGAGUUAAUAAUAACGCAAACAACAAUAAUCUAACGUUCAAGAAGAUAAAGAGGAAGAUGAAGAGUACUAAGAAGAAGAAAUCAGAGAGGAAAGUCAGUCAAAGCCCACCAGUGACACGUCACCAUCAUAAUCAUCUUCAUCUAACAAGCAGCAGCAUUUCUCCGACGUCGGCCUCUCAGCCACCGGUUUCAAACGAAGGUGGCUUCAUUGACUUCUGCUUUGACGGCGAAGACGGAGCUUGCAAUGUUGUGAAAGAGGAGAAACAAAAGAAGAAAAUGAUGGAACUGACGUCUGAAAAGUCAAUGAGGACAACCAAUCCUAAGCUUAUAUGUGGAGAUCAAGGUGUAGGAGGAAGUAAGAAUAAUAACUCGCUGGAAUUUAAAGUGUCAGAACAAGAUCAUAGCGAUAAGACUAUAUGCCAAGAAGAUGAAGAUGUCUCUUGCGAUGUUGAUGAGAAUAACGAAGAAGAAGAAGAGGAAGAAGAAGAAGAAGAAGAAGAAGAAGAAGAAAUUGAAAUUGAAAUCGAUGCCUUUGAUAAAUCUAGCGAGUCUAAUCACUCGGAUGGAAGAAGGGGAUCAUUUGCAUUUCCCAUAUUGGGAGUUGAAUGGAUUGGGAGCCCUGUUCGGAUGCCUAAGCUAGAUGACUUGUCUCUCACGAAACAGAAGCCCGUUGCUUUAGGGUUCCAGUGCUGCAGAUUCUGA